Messenger RNA from Symbiodinium sp. CCMP2456, 1374 nucleotides. NCBI's taxonomy places the organism in Eukaryota, Dinophyceae, Suessiales, Symbiodiniaceae. The record is from the annotation of a GenBank genome assembly.
AUGGGAACCACUUCGGCGUCGUGCGAAGCACCCACGGCAAGCCCUGGCUGCGAAUGCGACAAAGCCGGUCCCCAUGUGAAGCCUCGUCUCCGUGUUGGAUGUGCCAUCGGCAUCGCGGCUGCUCCCAUCCAGUUCGCGCUGGCAAAUCAGCUGAAUGUGGAUGAGCUCGCCUUUCACCUGCAUUGGGUCAAGUGUCCACCCGAUGCAGAUGCUGUGCUUGCAAUGUUGGGUGCGGGGCUUCUGGAUCUUGCCAUCUUGCAGACAGAAGACGUCGUUCAAGCGGUGUCCCUUGGCAGUUCACUGCGGAUUUGUGGCACGUAUACUUCGUCACCUCGACGCUUUGGGCUGUAUGUCUCCAGCCUCAAAGCCCAGGAGGCACCAAGUGAGGUGCUUAGAUCUCCCUGCGGCGUGCUUCACAACUGCCUUGGUGCGCAGCUGGCUGUGCACAUGCUAGGCCAGCACCGCGACUGGCAAGCACUGGGUGGCCUGUACCUGCGACCCCUCUCGAGCUUGGAGGCGGCGAAAACCGCUAUUGCUUCCGGGCGGGUGGAGAUGGUCUUGUGGGAGAAGUAUUUGGCUUAUGAUUGCGUCGCAUCUGGCGAGUGGGUAGAGGUGUGGCAAGCAGACUUGCCCUGGUCCUCGUCACUUUUCGCCGCGACGAAGGAGGCAACUUACGCCAAAGCCCAGAGCGUCCAGAGAUUUAUCGAUUGGGCUAAGCAGGCGGCCGAAGAUUUCCUGCAAGCCGAGUCCGUUGAGGAUGCAGAGAAACUGCUAGCAAGCACCUACCGGCUCGUAGGCGUGUCUGUCAUCGUUUGGCUCAGCUCCGUUUCCUGGGCAUGCCGCUGCCAGGUGCGACGUGAAGAUCUUUCGGCGGCUCUUCAAAGUCUCACCAAGGCAGGUCUCUUGCGCAGCGGCACAUUGGAGCCUCCCGUGAGGAGUUUGGCGAAAGGCUUCUGCGCCUUGCUCGGCGCAGAUGAGGCUUUCGGAGACACAGCCAGACGAGAAUUCACUGCUAGGGGACGCAUGCAGCCAGGUAUGGGUUCCCUGGCCAACAUCUUCCGCAAUUUCGACUCGAAUUGUGAUGGCUUUAUGACGUUUGACGAUCUCAUUCACGGCCUUGCCGAUGCUGGAAUGUCAGAUCUCUCCGAGCACCGAAUCAGGAGGCUCUUUUCUGACUUGGAUGGCGGCACGAAAGGUCGAGUCAGCCUACGGCAGUUUUCCAAGUCUCAACCUCAGAGCCUUGAUAUUGCCAUGGCCGAAGACUUUGCUAUUCCACGGGCCAUUGGCAUCAGCACUAAUCAGCAUGCCCUGGGGCCCGAAGCUCAACUUCCUGACAGACCCUCUCUCUAUCACCUAAGCUUUCUGAGGAUGUAG